Messenger RNA from Ictalurus punctatus (channel catfish), 1942 nucleotides. RefSeq names its product somatostatin receptor 1b (gene sstr1b). Gene Ontology annotation, molecular function: neuropeptide binding; somatostatin receptor activity. Bases 727 to 1845 code for a protein of 372 amino acids. Lineage: Eukaryota; Metazoa; Chordata; Actinopteri; Siluriformes; Ictaluridae. The transcript has a single exon. Gene Ontology annotation, cellular component: membrane; neuron projection. Gene Ontology annotation, biological process: cellular response to glucocorticoid stimulus; neuropeptide signaling pathway. The record is from RefSeq and is a predicted model, not a curated record.
UAUGGACUAGUGCACUAUAUAAGGCAUACGGGGGAAAAACAUAAGAAUUUCAGAUAUGUGAUAUUAUUCCUGUGGAUCCUGUGUCAAGUUUUCCAUCAUGUGAUCGGAGUCACAAGUGCAUAAUUCAUCAUGUGAUUGGAUACAAGGGUGCAGCAAGGACCUCGAUUCUCAACAAGGGAUUUAUUUCUGGAGGUAGGAUCAUAUUGUCAAGAGUGUAACCCCAUAAUACUAUGAUUCUCCAGCCCUAUUUUCAUAAAAAUAGCCGGAAUGUGCUCUCAUUGCCAACUCUGAGUGUCUGAGAGCCUCUCAUUGAGUCUAAUCCACCAACACCUGCAACACUCUCAUAUAUGCACAUAGGUUUAUUUAUCAAUGAAUGAGGAAAGUUCAAGCUGGAAACUCCACAGAUGGAACCAUUUAGUCAGAGGAUCCCAACUUGCUGCAUGGUCUAUUGCCAAGAAAUUCCCAAAAAUGACUUUCCUGAUGUGCUUGAAACAAAUUCAAGUGAUUUAAAGAGCAAAACCCAAAGAUUGUUGUUUUAACUUUCCUCAGUCAAGGACAGGUUUUAUGGAUGAAGGAUUAAAUAAGCACCAUGUUUAAACCUUACCACUGUUACUUUUAAAACAAAGGUACUUUUUAAUAAAGUGUAUCAAAUGACUGAAAGGUUUAUAAGAACAAUACCACUGAAUGCUAACUUGAGUGAACUUGGUUUACCAAAAUUGGAAGAAAAUGGCCGAAGCUACAGAAUAUAAUGUCACUGAAAACAUGCUUUCUUCCACUGACCUUCCCUUCAAUUUCACCAUUGAAUAUGAGGAUUUUCAGACAGAGUCCAAUGCUAGCAAGAUCAUCAUCCCUUCUAUCUAUGCCCUAGUCUGCUGUGUGGGCAUCAUAGGAAAUGCUAUGGUUAUAUAUGUCAUCCUCAAGUAUGCCAAGAUGAAAACAGCGACCAAUAUUUACAUUUUGAACCUUGCAAUUGCUGAUGAACUCUUCAUGUUGAGCGUUCCGUUUCUGGCCACAUCAGCUGCGGUGCGUCACUGGCCCUUUGGAUCGCUGAUGUGUCGGCUGGUCCUUAGCGUGGACGGCAUCAACAUGUUCACCAGCAUUUUUUGCUUGACUGUGCUCAGCGUGGACCGCUAUAUUGCAGUGGUGCACCCCAUCAAGGCAGCACGCUACCGCCGACCUUCUGUCGCCAAAGUGGUUAACGUCUGCGUGUGGGGACUUUCACUUCUUGUCAUCUUGCCCAUCAUUAUCUUUGCAGACACUGUUCCAGCGCAGGAUGGAGGGGUAGACUGUAACUUUCUGUGGCCUGAGUCGUCAUGGUCAGAAGCAUUUGUGGUCUAUACCUUCUUGCUGGGCUUCUUGCUUCCCGUGGCAGCUAUCUGCCUGUGCUACUGUUUGAUUGUAGUGCGUAUGCGAGCAGUAGGCCUCAAGGCAGGAUGGAUGCAGCGGCGGCGUUCCGAGAAGAAGAUCACUUGUAUGGUGCUACUAGUGGUUGCUGUCUUCGUGCUUUGCUGGAUGCCCUUUUACAUAGUGCAGCUUGUGAGUGUGUUCUGCCAGCCACCAGACCCCAUGGUGACUCAGCUGUUUCUCAUUCUAAGCUAUGCUAACAGUGGUGCUAAUCCUAUACUAUAUGGAUUUGUGUCUGACAACUUCCGGCGCUCCUUCCAGAGAAUUGUCUGCUUCCGCUGGUUGGAGAGUGGUCCAGAUGCAGAGCAGGUGGACUACUAUGCUGUGGCCCUCCGUCGUCAAACAACAUGUGGUCCACAGGACUUCCCUAAAGAGUGCUGUUUAGCCUCUGAUAUGGUGUUUCGCAAUGGAACAUGUACCUCUCGUACCACUACCCUGUAAACUUUUCUUUGACUUUUCUCCAAAGCAAACAAAAAAAUUCAUGUUUUCACAUGUAAACAAUUUUAACUGUUAAUUUACAGUAAGUUUACAAUCAUUU